GAACAACGUGUAGGCGAAGUUAAGAUGAAACUGCAUAUAUAACAGCCAUAGCUGAAGCAAUGAAUCAUGUAGCUUGUGUUGGUUGUGGUUGAUUCGUGCUAAGUGCGAAUCAUGGAGGGCAUCCAAUUGGUUUCGAUAGUAGCGAAAGGUGUGGGAAUUGCGUUGGCUGAGUUUAUAAAAGCCAUAGAAGAAGCAAUGAAGAACAAUCCCUCCAUGUUCAAGAAGAGGAAAAGCUUCGACUUGGUGACCCUGGAAUUCACCCUAAAGUCGAUAGAACCUGCGAUCAGAGAGAUGGAACGUCUCAACCAGAAGAUGCGACGCUCAAAGGAGGAGCUGGAAUCACUGAUAACCAAGAUGGAAGAGGGAACCAAGCUUUUGAAGGAGUCUUCCAAUGUCCGCUGGACUUCCAAAUCUCGUUACAUGGCUCAACUGCACGAAUUUGAUGAAUCCUUUCGUAAGCUUCUCGACACCAUCUUAAAAGUUCAGACUGCAAGAGAUCAAAAGGAGAUGCUCCACUUGGAGCAUCAAAAAGGUUUCCGGAGGUGGCUCAUGAGGUGGUUCAUGUGUUUUGGCAGCAAAUGAGGGGAUGGAUGAAAGAAAGACAUGUUUUACACAUUUGAAAACUUCUUAAUUCUAAAUUCAGGAUAAAAUAGAAAUUAAAUAUAAAAUUAAAGAUUUGAGAUAUCUGAUUUUUAAUGUUUUCUUUUUGCUAUAUGUUGCAUUGUAGCGUUGAUCAUAAAUUCUUGGUUUCACGUAUUCUUAUUUUUGUGAUAUUUGUAUAAAAGAAAUAUCCUUGUCCACAUAUAUUGGUCGUGCUUGUGGUUGAGCAAGACCGUUUUCCUUGCCCCGUUGACUUGACUAUAACAAUAAGAGAGAGGUUGUACUGCAUUAACUUCAUUCCAGUGUGUGUCUAAAAGGUAGUGAAGUUUUUUCCUGAUUGUUGAGAGAAGACCGUGUAAAUUAUUCUCAAACAUAUAAUAGAAAAUUAUUAUAAGAUUUUAAGAUUCAUUAUUCUCGUAUG
Molecule: messenger RNA, 1021 nt
Organism: Vigna unguiculata (cowpea)
Lineage: Eukaryota; Viridiplantae; Streptophyta; Magnoliopsida; Fabales; Fabaceae
Source: RefSeq, a predicted model, not a curated record